CUCGCGGAGCUGCCGCUUCUACCCCGGAACCACAUCUCCGGUCAUGAGUCCGCACCGGCGCAUCUUUCCGGUAGCGACGGGAAGAAGCUGCGGGGAUCCGCAAGGGCGAACUCGGCGCAGUGAGAGGAGCCGCCAUGUACCGGUACUUACUCCGCAAGCUGCCCGCGGCGGCUCAUCUGCCGAGGAGGGGCGACGCGACUGUCUCGCCCACUUUCAGGGCUGCAAGUGCAAUUCAAAUCAACAGCCUUAGUACAAGUUCCAUCAGGCACUGCGAGAAGAAUGAUGUUACUCUUCCCCCCAAGCAAGAUGCAAAGACAAAUGCAAGUGAAGAACUGGUGAGAGGGAAAGAGGAUGAUGAAAAUCAAGUCCCAAAGGUGUCCAAACAAGGGGAAGAGACACCAGUUUUAAAGACAGAUGAAGGAAGUGCCUCGCAACAGAUGGAUCAUAUGAUUGGGCAGAAAGCAGAAAAACCUAAAACAGACGAGGCUACAGAGGCAAAAAGUGGAAAGGCAAGUUUGCUGGAACUCCUUGGAGCCAUGAAAGUGGAAGUGACUAACAAGAGGAAAGUGAAAUUUCCAAAGAGCCAACAAAACCAGGAGCGGCCCCAGCCAGCAGUAAUGGAGAGCACUGUCAGUAUGUUUCAGAAGCCCACAACGAAAGCAUCAGGUCAAAGUGAGACACUGAACCCUGAACUGGUCGCUGCUGCUUCCGCUGCUGCCUCCACCCUACCCAACCGAAGCAAGGCUGAGUCCGAGCUCCUCAGACAGCUGAGGAAACAUGAGGCAGUGGGUGAAGCCCAGAAGAAAGGGGAGAUGAACAACUUGGGAGUAAUUAUUGCUGACAUGAAAGUGGGAAGGAGACCGAAAAGGCAGAAUGCCUGGCCAGCUAAUCAGAUCCAGUUUGAUGACGACGGGAGGGGGUACACACACGACAGGGGCAUCACAGCUGGGUUUGAUGGAGUCAAUAAAAGGAGGAACUUGUUCUCUAGGAAACGACUGGGCAUCUUUUCUCCUGCUGCCGACCAGGAUGGAGCAGAUUCUGCGAUAGCACAGCUAACCGUGUGGGAUAUUGACUUUGCUAAUCAACUGGCUUCAUCAACCAACCAAAUACCCCGCAAUGGGUUCGAGGAGAUGAUUCAGUGGACCAAAGAGGGAAAACUGUGGCAGUAUCCAAUCGACAACGAAGCUGGACUGGAGGAGGAAGCCAGCGUCCCAUUCCAUGAGCAUGUCUUCCUCGAGAAACACCUGCAGGAGGGCUUUCCUAAUCAGGGACCUGUGCGCCACUUCAUGGACCUGGUGAUUGCCGGCCUGUCCAGAAACCCUUAUCUGACAGUCCAACAGAAGAAGGAGCACAUUUCCUGGUUUAGAGACUACUUCUGCCAAAAGACGGAUGUUUUGAAGGAGGCUGACAUUUACCUCAACUGACCUGAGAAGUGAUAGCUAUGGACGCAAGAGCUGUGCUGAGAUUCCCCAAGGCACGUUUGCACCAACAUCAUCUCUGGCCUUUCAUUUACAAGAUUCUCAUCAGAUGGUGUUGCAGAUGACUACUAGUAACCUGGUCCAGAUUUCCUUGUAGUUCUGGCUACCCGACUGAGAUGGUCGUUGGCUAUUUUUCAACUCAAUUGUUCAUAAUUGUUGUUCAUAAUCUUUAUUCAGAAUCAGAAUCAGAAUACUUAAUUCAUCCCCAAAGGGAAAUUGAGUAAAUUUUAUGGAGUACAUAAUUAUUGAGUACUUUCUAGGUCUAAUUUGCGAUUGUUGCUCAUAUUUGUGACCCAGUGUCUAUUUUGGCACAGUGCUGGAUGGGUAGUUGAUGUGCUGAAAGGGUAAUGUUGUACAGUUAAGUUCUUGUAUAGAGUACACUUAAGAGGAUACUUGCAGUUUGAUAGGGUACCCAUCACUGAUGUCAAGUCAUUACCAUCCCACGUUUGCUCAUUUCUGUUACAUUCAUUACCCUGGCAGAAGAUUAAGUAGCAAAGAUGAAGCUACUCCUGUGCAGAUGUAUUUCAGGAAUAGUCAUUUUCAGAUGCCCCUAAAGAAUUCUAAAAAUAAAUAUAUAAGGACCAUAUUUACACCAAAGCAUUUUUUUAGUAGAAUUCAGUUCAACAUCUGCCUUAAAAGCUAUUAAAUCGUGUAACUUGUGCACCAUAUUGUGCGUGUCUUACAGCUUACCUCUUGCUGUGAUGGAGUCACGGUGUACUCGGACUGGGACAUAAUGGCAUUUUGGAUGGAAUUUUCACGUACUUGUGAAUUUUAUUACUAAUAAAAUUCAAAAGUACAUGUUUUCAGUCAGCGUACACUGUGACUCCAUCACUGCGAGAUGUAAAUUAGACCUCGACUGCUUUUGUUUGUCAUGGCCUCAUAUGCAUGUCUCAUACACACAAGGGAACGAAAUUACGUUUCACAUGGACCUCAGUGCCACAUAAAACAAAUAACACGCAAUAAAUAUUAAAAACAAAGAGUGUGUUAAAAACAAGAAUUACUUCACAGACCUAAACAUCACAAGCACACCUGACACGGACAGUGAGUGAGAAGGUCAAAAAGUCAUUUUAUGGAAGGUCUAAGUGUUCAGGCUGUUGAGGAACCUCACAGCCUGAGGAGUGAAACUGUUGCAUAGUCUGGAGAAGGCAGCACGGAUGGUCCGGUACCUCCUGCCAGAGGGUAGGAGGGUGA
This is a messenger RNA of Lampris incognitus (smalleye Pacific opah), 2669 nucleotides long. RefSeq names its product mitochondrial ribosomal protein S31 (gene mrps31). NCBI's taxonomy places the organism in Eukaryota, Metazoa, Chordata, Actinopteri, Lampriformes, Lampridae. The transcript is spliced from 7 exons. The coding region runs from base 135 to 1424 and encodes 429 amino acids. The record is from RefSeq and is a predicted model, not a curated record. Gene Ontology annotation, molecular function: structural constituent of ribosome. Gene Ontology annotation, cellular component: mitochondrial small ribosomal subunit.